Molecule: messenger RNA, 7618 nt
Organism: Epinephelus lanceolatus (giant grouper)
Lineage: Eukaryota; Metazoa; Chordata; Actinopteri; Perciformes; Serranidae
Source: RefSeq, a predicted model, not a curated record
UCUCUCUCUGUUCCACUGUUCCAGCCAGUUAGGCGGAGAGAGAGCUAGGCAGAAGCAGCAGCAGCAGGAGAAACCAGAGCCGCCAAAACACCAGACGUCUGCCUGAGCCGCUGGGGCUGCCUUACAGUCCUGGACCAGGGCUAACAGGACUUUUGUACAGUUUAUUUCCAGGAGCAUCUUUAGGGACUGAGACCUGCUCCUCCAGCUGCUGUCAACGCCACGUUUGGAAUUCAUGUGAGGAACCUGCAGACAGCAGAGUUACACACAGUUCCAUCAUUUAUUUGUUACAAGGGGAAGAAGUUUAGUUUUCUGGAAAACAUCUGCAGACCUUGUGACAAUCCUUCAGCUACUUUAAGCAGGUUUCAAAGACUUAAACAUCUGAGUUACUGCAACCAAAGGACCCACACACUGCCGGAUUACAAACAGUUUAAUGACCUUUUUUUUGGCACACUUGAAGAAGUUCUGGAUUUUGCAAACUACCAACAAUCAUAUAAGUGAUUUCCAUAGUUUUAAGUUGGAGUUGUGGAGCACCUUUUCAUCACUUAACAGUCAACAGUUUUUUAAGGUUAUGAAAGAGAAGUGAUCUGAACACCUGCUGAUAACUCUUUAGUUUGUUUCAGGAGCCGAUCUGGAGUUCAAUCCUGUUUUUUUUUUCCUAAGGAGCACUUCGAGGUAAAAAAAAAAGUGGUUUUCAAGAAAAAUCAGACAACUAAAGGAUGCACAAGUAGCAGGAUUACAAACAGUUUUAUCAAUCUUCCUCACAAAGGAGGAAGGGAAGUUUAGUCAUCCAUUCACAUUAUUUAAUGAGCUAAAAGGUCAUCACUUUAAGGGAAAAAAAAACAGAAUACUAACCGUGGUUCUAUCCAGUUUUAUUUUGCAAAGGAGGAAGUUUGGGUUUAAGGACAUAUUGCAUUGUCUCAUGGACUUUCUGCAGCCAGAAUUUGUUAAACAGUGAGCAAAAAUGUUACCUAUUUGGAGUUAUUUGUGUAAAUUACUACUUCCAAGGAGAAUCAAGUACCUUUCAAAUUUCACCUGAAAAACCUAAAGGAUACAAAUUCCUUUAGGUUUUAACUUCACAUUAAGAGAGAAUUAUAGUUUGUUCCUUUAGCUGGUAAGGACAUAAACUUGACUGUUUGGGGUUUGAUGUUUCGAGGACCUUUAUGUGACUUAAAGUUUUUACCUUUAAGUAAGAACCCUUUGGAUCCUGGUCUCUCCAGCAUCCCGUGAGAUUUCCACUGUCUGCUGAAUCAUCAUCUAAGACUGCGAGGAGUUAACAGUAACUGUUAGAGUCCUGCAGUGGCUCAUCAGACUCCCCUCUUUCAUAUUUCAGAGAUGCAGGACGGCUCUAACAGCCGCCGCUGCAGCUCAAGGACUACGACUGUCUGCUGUAAAUUUGUGAGAAGAUAAAAGGUGACAGUGAGGAGGUGACUGCGGGAUUUGGGGUUGUUCUGCACUCCCUCGUAAAGACGCUGUAAAGACCAGCUUCAAGAGCCACUAAAAGGAGUUGAUCUCUCUGUCAAACAUCAAGGACGUCUUUUUCCACUGUUCAGAGAUCAGAGCAGCAAAAAACUCCACUGACACCAACAAAGUAUUUUUCUAUUUUCUGACAUCAAUGAAACUUUUAUGUGUCUAAUUUUCCUCAUUAGGUGCUCAUUAAGGAAAUCCUCUCCAAUACCAGGGACAUUUUCCAGCUUGCAGAGCUCCCCUUCUGAGGGAUACUUUAAGUUUCCUUCUUUCUUUCUUCUGAGCUUGAUGGCAAGACAACUACAGAAACUACAGAUGCCAUGAGGAGGUGGCGUGAAGACGGCGUAGCAGAAAAGUCUGCUGGGAGUGUGUAAAAGUGUGUGUGCAUGCUGUAGAUAAUGUGCAUGAGAGAGUGUGUGUGGUGCUCAUGUACGUAUCCGUGCAUGUGUGUGUGCAGCUGACUGUGUAUUUGAGUUGUACAAAAGGGCCCAGACGCCCACAUCACACAGUGCGACAGCUACUCGGCUGCUUCUGAGUUAUUUCCUGUUGCUCAAUACUUGUUGACUCGCUGUGAGGAAAAAUACAUCAACCAGUCGGAUAUGAGAAGGAAAAAUUUCAGCAUGAACAAACAAAAUUUUCAAAUAUUACUGGUGGGGAAACUGCAGAGCAAAGCUGGAGGUCGGACCAGUCGACUGGAACGUGCUGCUCUGAUUGGAUGAUUACUGCUCUCUCUUUUUUGUUUCUUUUUUGUCCUGAACUAUUUAGGCUUUUCUGUUUUGGCAACACAUCAGUUGUCUUUUUGAGUUUUCACAGAGACACAUCAACCAGGCCUUGAUGAUGUGGAUAUUUAUCAUUAUUGAACUCAGAUUCUUGGAUCUUGGAUUACAGCUGUUCCACCUUAACUGACUGCAGAGCAUCAUGGGAGACUUUUUGUGCAGCCAUGCUUCCUGGAGGACUGGUGUCAGGUGGAGGGGGUCGUGGCGGCAGCAGGCUGUGCCUGCUCCGGUGGCUGGGCCUCAGGCUGUGGUCCCGUCGAGGGACCCUGGUGUUUGCUCUGCUCUGGUUCGGCUCCUGGUUGUUCUUGAACGGCCUGGUCCUGGUCCACAGGAGUAUCCUGUCCGACUACUGCACCGACGACAAGAGCAAGAGGAUUCUGCAGAGGCUGUGCCUGGAGUUUGGUGAGGGCUCGGUGACAGGGGACAUGUGUGAGGACCUGUGUGUGCUUGGCCUGGUUGAGUACAAGCGCUGCCUCUACUAUGAGAAUGGGAAGAAGGUGAUUGAAGCACGCUGGAGAGGAAACCCCGUCAUCCUCAAGUCCAAACUGGAAAACUUUUCAUCCUACGAACCACUGGGAAUCCUGGACUAUCAGGACACAGCAGAGGAGCUCUCCCCGCUUGAUGUGGUUUUCUACGCCACUCUUGAAAUACUAAACUCUCUGGGGCUGGCUGAAGAGAAUGAGGAUGAAGAGGGAGGAGGAAGUAACAGCUCUCUGGCCAGACUUUGGGGGAAGAAGCUGAAAAACAGAGAUAAGAGUUACUCCAGAGCAGAGCUGGCCUCACUCUGGUCUCUGCUGCAGCAGGAAGAGUAUACCUUUCUCAGAGUCCUGCAGGACCUCAGCACCCACGUUGCUAAGGUGCUGGGCUCCUGCGGUCAUUUCUACGCAGUGGAGUACCUGUCUGCUGGGCACGCCUGGGACCAGAACAUCUUCUCCCUGGAGGAGGUGGCUGUGUCUGGGCUGCAGGAUCCCGGAGCCCGCGGGAGGUGGACUGCCAGGGAGAUGGUGCACCACAUCGCACUGAGUUUCCUGGACAUGGUGUGGCACUUUGACAAUGACUUCACCCACAAGCUGCAUCUGUGUGACAUCAAACCAGAGAACUUUGCCAUUAGGAAGGACCUGACGGUGGUGGCGAUUGACGUGGACAUGGCAUUCUUUGAGCCAAAGAUGAGGGACAUCCUAGACCAGAACUGCAGCAGCGAUGAUGACUGUAACUUCUUCGACUGCUCGUCCUGGUGCAACCUGAACAAACGCAGGUGCAGCCCCCGCCGUCGCAACAGCAACCUGCAGGUAAUUUGUGAGAAGAUCUUCAGGCCAUGGUUUUCUCCCACACUGCUCGGGGCCAAAGCUGGUCUCCCUCUGCAGGUGGAGUUGCAGCGAGCGGUGCAGGAGUGUUCAGAAACAGAUGGAGGUGUGGAUGAGAAGGAGGAGGAUGGAGGAGGAGGAGAGGCAGAUCAGAGCAGGGACGUCCAUCAGCGCCUCUUCAGCAUCCUGACGCGCCUCCUCAAGGAAGGAGGGGCCUCGGGUGAGAGGACAAGGGUCUGGGAGGAGAAGGGCCACGUCCACACUGCACUCAACUUCUGAGGAGAUGAAGUGGAGACUGUAAGGGACCUAUGAAUGGCCCUAGUGAUAACAGGUCCCCACUAAAGGGAGAGCCUCAGACAUACACAUGUGCACUCUUUCUACAGGAGGAAAAUCAGUUUCUUCUUUGGGAAGUUUUGAACAAAAAAAAGGUGGGGACAGAGAUGUUGAAACACUCAUCCUGGAAACUAAUUACCCUCAUGGAGAAAACACAGAUGUUUGUUUACACAUUUGCUGAUAGAAAAGUAUGAAAUCAGAGCUGCAGUUUUAGCCACCAGCAUGAUGUUUCAAUCCAGACUGAUUUUUAACAAAUAUGGCCCAUUUCUGUCAUUAUUACAUUAUAUCUGGUCAAAACAUGAACUAUAAAUAUAUACUAUAUAGCUAAAAGUAUACGCUUGUCUAUUUGGUUUGUUUCUUCUGGUUUUGGCCUCUUUGUUCCCCUAAAGGGAAAUCUUAAUGCUGAGGCAAACAACAAUAUUUUAGACAAUAAUGUUCUUCCAUUCUGGGAUGAGAUGAACUGUGAUUCAGACCUCAUCACCAACACCAGUGUUGGAAUUCAUGUGUCUGAAUGGGAUCAAAUCCUUGCAGCAGGUUCAACAUCUGGUCGAAAGACUGAAACCAGGAGAGCGGAGGCUGGCAUACUUUUGUGUACAUCUUUGGGUAAUAUACACAAACCAGAUUUUGCAUCUCAGUUUCAACUGUUUCUUUAUUGUCAAUGUGCCUCCAGAUUUUUUUCUGGAUGUAAAAAUGUUUAAUAAUGUUGUGAUUGCAGAAAAUCACAUUGGAUUUUGUCAACGUCUUGACCAGGACUGUAAUGCUGAGUAAGUGAGCUCAGCAAUGCCUUAAGUGUCACCUCAUCAGAGGAACAUUUUAUGGAUCCUCUCAGGGGUGAAUUCACAGAGGAUUUUUGCGGCUGCUGAUAAAAUCAUGAAUUGAGCAAUGUAACCACUAUCUGCCCCGUCUCGGGGUCUGAUUCACCAAAGAUAUUACACUAAUUAUAUUGCAGCACAAACACAGCCAUAAAGUGUUUGCAGCUGACUGAAAUUAUCUAGGUGGUGAAGUAUAAAUGUUACCUUUGCAGAACAGGCAGAACAAUGGCAGAGUGAAAAAAAGUGAUCAAUGUUCAGAUGACGUGCUACAGGUGCAGAGGAAUUUCUCAAAACUUUAUGCAGGAAUUUAAAUGUGACAGAGAGAAACUGUAUUUAUGAUUUGUUGUCUGUUAGUACGCUUCAGAUCCGACCAACUCUCUUAAGACACUAAAAAUUUUACUGUAACUGUGUGGCUGGUAGCGCUGAUCUUUGUGAACUGGACUGUAUUUGCAGUGAAGCUCACUUGCAUAGAAAGGGGCCAAUUUUGCACCAAAUGUAUGCAUAUUACCUGAUUUAAAUAUGUGAAAAUAAGCACAGGAGCAUCAAGACACUGUUUGCUUGACAGCGCAGUUCUGGUGCAUUUUGUCCUUUGUGGGUGCAUUUGAAAAUUACAUGGUUUCCAUUUGUGCAGGUUUAGCAGCUGUAAAAAUUACAAUAUCCUUUGUGAAUUCACCCAUCAAAGUUUUUUCCUCCUUUAUGUAUCCUGUUAGUCUCAGUGAGAUUUUUAAAAAAAAUCUCUCGUUUGAAGAGAGACUGCAGUAAGAAAACAACUGUGUAGAUAAAUGUAAGCUGCAGACAAGCUGUAACAAUGUACUAAUUGUAUUAACUACUAAUUAAUAAGUAAGUAAGUAAAUAAAUGACUAAUAGCUGUCUUGGUCAUUUUUAGGCUUUCAGUUUGGGUUUUUAAAAGUAGAUAACUAUUAUUUGUUUGGUUGUAACCGCUGCAGUUUCAACAGUUUAUUCAAAACUGUAGCAAACAACGUACCCCAAACUUACAUAUCUGUCAUAUUACAACAUCAUCUCAUCGCUACUCAUCAUAUACUGCCACUUAGGUAGGACCCCGGCAUUACUAUAAUGACGCAGGGGCCAGAGCCUUUUUUGUUCUAUCUUGACGCAGAAGGGGUCGGUGGUCAGAUUUAGGCAACAAUACUACUUGGUUAUGGUUUGGGUAAGAUAGCUGAUGGCACUUAAUGUUAUCCAGCUUUGUGUGGCACAAAUGCGGUGGUGAGAAGGGGUAGGCAGUGAGCUUUAGGCAGCAAUACUACUUGGUUAUGAUUAGAAAACAAUUGCAGAUGUCACUAAAAACAUACAUGUCUUUAAAUAGCGCAAACACGGCUAUAAGUAGGUGAUCAGCGGUUAGGUUUAGGCAAAAACACUGCUUGGUUAUGGUCAGGGAAAGAUACCAGAUGUCGCUAAAAAAACUCCUGGCUUUGUGUGGCACAAAUGCGGCAGUCAGUAUGGGUCACCUGUUGGGUUUAGGCAAAAACACUACUUAGUUAUGGUUAGGAAAAAAGUAUGCAUCACAGUAAAAAAACACCCAGCUUUGUGUGGUACAAAUAUUUCUGUGAGAAGGCAUCGGUGGUUAGGUUUAGGCAACGCUACUUGGUUAUGGUUAUGGUUAUGGAAAAGACUGCCGAUGUUGCUUAAAAAAAAGCAAGCUUUGAGUGGCAUGAAUGCAGCUGGAAAGGCAGCAGUGUGUCGCUAAAAAAACAUCCAGCUGUAAUUGGCACAAGCGCUGCAACUGAUGUUAUUUGUUGGUCUCGAACACUGCUCUCCUGGGUCAAAGUCCAGUGCUUGUUGGAAUCACUAUUAUGACAUCUGGGACGCUGUCCAAGCCAUGUAUUUUGAGGCAAUGGGAGUGAGACCAGGCUGGAUAUUAAUUGUGAGCAGAAUUAAUAAUUCCUCCCUCAAGGUGUUCUUGAGAUAUUGUGUUUAUGAGGAAGAGACUGACCGGGUCACACUGACUUUGCCCUUUGACCACCAACAUCAAAUCAGUUCAUCACUGAGUCCAAGUGGACGUUUGUGCCAAAUUUAAGGAAAUUUUCAUCAUUGUAUCCUAUUAGUGUAAAAUAAUUUUGCCAUAAUUAGCAAAUUAUGAGUUAUGGCCAAAAAAAUGUUUUGUGAGGUCACAGUGACCUUCGACCCCCAAAAUCGAAUUAGUUCACAGUUGAGUAAAUAUUUGUGCAAAAUUUUAAAAAAUGUCCUCAUGGUGUUCUUGAGAUGUUGCGUUCACAAGAAUAGGAUGGACAGAUACACCUACAUUCAUACAUAGGUAUAGACAGAAAACCCAAAAACAUAAUACCUCUGGCUAUGUCUAUCGGUGGUAGGGAAGCAUAAAAUUGGAAUCUGUCACUAACAUACAUACCUAAAGUAUGGCUGGGUGAUUAAUCAAAUUCUAUUUUUGAUAACGACUUUGGCUCCAAAUACUAUAAAAACAAGAUAGUUGAAAUUAAAUGAUUAUUUGGCGCAUUCUGUUUUGUAAUGAUGGUCCUGUUUUGACUUGUGUUAUGAAUCCACCACUUUCAUUUAUUUAUCUAUUUUUUUUUUUACUUUUAUUUUUUUAUCAAAUUAUAUUGAAAAGUUCAAAUUAAUCUGCUAUCAUAAAGUUUUCUCUUAAAUUCAAGAAAUGCAUGAUGUUUCCAAAGUCAAUAAGUAAUCAUGUUGAAUAAUUCGGAUCUUAAAGUUGACCAAAAUAAUCCUGUUUGUUUGUUUUUGUUUUUUUCCCAAAAUUAAGCAGCCCUACUUACAAAGCCCUUUCGUUGCCCGACUGAUUCAUUUGUGUUUUGGUGUUCAUGUCUGAGGUCAGACUGGAUCACAUGGAUUCUGUCAGCUUUAUUGCCAUGAUUUGUGAAGACUAACGGUCUCUCAGGUACCAGGCUUCUGUAAAUAGAAAUAUUCAUAUGUAAAGCUGAGUUGAAUAAUAAAAUGU